Ostreococcus lucimarinus CCE9901 is the source of this 1991-nucleotide messenger RNA. RefSeq lists its product with no specific name. The coding region runs from base 22 to 1152 and encodes 376 amino acids. Gene Ontology annotation, cellular component: U2-type catalytic step 2 spliceosome; Prp19 complex; U2-type catalytic step 1 spliceosome. The transcript has a single exon. Lineage: Eukaryota; Viridiplantae; Chlorophyta; Mamiellophyceae; Mamiellales; Bathycoccaceae. The record is from RefSeq and is a predicted model, not a curated record. Gene Ontology annotation, molecular function: pre-mRNA binding; U6 snRNA binding; metal ion binding.
CCGCGACGCGCGCCGCGCGCGAUGGUGGAGGUGUACAGAGGCGCGAGACCGCCGCCGCCGAAGCGAGCGACGCGCGAGGCGAGCGACGCGCGCGCGUCGGGACGCCGCGACGACGACGACGACGCGCGAGGCACCGCCGACGGCGACGGCGACGACGACGCGACGGAGGCGCGCGCGGCGUUCGAACUCCCGGACGCGGACGCGGGCGUCGAUUUCUCGAUGAAGAUGUGGACCAAGGAGGGCGAACGCGUGAGUCGGUCGCGAAAGGCGCGAGUGCAGUACGACCCCGAGACGGGGCCGAGGAUUCGGCACCGCAGCGACGCGGCGAAGGGAGAUUUUAACGUGUGGUGGGGGAAACACGCGACGUCAUCGGGGACGACGGCGCGAGAUUUUAACUCGGCAGUGAAAGCGGUGACGCGGUGCGCGCCGAUUUUGGACGCUGGGGUGACGAAAGGAGACGGCGCGGGGACGACGGCGGUGUGCUAUCACUUUGCGCGCGGGUGCUGCACGAGCGGCGAGGCGUGCGAGUACUUGCAUCGGUUGCCCACGGCGUUCGACGACGCGAAGAAUCACAUGAUGUUUGAUAUAUUUGGGCGGCCGAAGCAUCACACGGAGCGGGACGAUAACGGAGGGACGGGGUCGUACAUGCGCGUCGGGCGAACGCUGUACAUGUUCUUCGGCGGCGCCGUGGAUCCAAAGUGGGGCGCGAAGAAGGUGUACGACGAGGUGAUGGCGCAGUUCAGCGAGUUCGGUCCGAUCGAAGACGUGACGGUGAAGUUUGAGCGGCGAUUCGCGUUCGUUCGGUAUAAAUUUCGCGCCUCGGCGGAGUUCGCGAAGGAAGCCAUGGCGGGGCAGACGCUGUGGACGAGCGACGACGCCGAGCCGCUCAACGUUCGAUGGGCGAACGAUGACCCGAACCCGAUCGCCAUCGUGCGCGUGGCGAAUGAAAACGAUGAAAAGGUUCGCGACAUGUUUUUGCGCAGCGAGAAGGCUCAAGCGCUGAUGCGUGAGGCGAAGCGAGAACUGGGGAUCGACGACGACGCCGGCGACGCGGCGGCAAAGAAGGCGAAAGUUUCCGAGAUUUCGUUCGACCCAGCGGAUUACGACGACGACGAGGACGACGGGGAGGAACCGAAACCGCACGAGACGUAGCACCAGCAAAAUUUCUACUAAUUGAUACACCUAGCAAUCUAGCGCUCGCACGUACGCGUCUAUGAUUUCCGUUUGCCCGCGGCGCAAAAUCGAGACGUGUCGAAACCACUCGUCGUCCUCGCCCUUUUGUCCCGGAACGUCGCGACACCACGACGAUCGGUCCGCGAGCCAUUCAUCUAGAGAUUGCGCGUCGAGCGUUUUCGCGAACGCCGACUCGUUCGACGGAUGGACACCGCUUCGUCGCGUGUCGUUCUUAAAGAACGCCGCGUCGCUAAAGCCGUACAUUCGCAACGCGCGAUCGUUUCCGAGAUUGCCAUAGCUUAUGGUGAGCGCUUCGCCCGGUGCGAUGUCUCUCGUCGUCGCAACGUACACGUCCGGCGUCGACCCGCCGUCUCGGCGCACCUCGCAGUUCGGUUGCGGGUGAUGGUCUAAUAAAUCGCAUCCGGGCACGAGCGCGAAUUCUGGCACCGCCGCCGAUUUCAUCGCGCGCGACGACACCGCGCCGAGCGCCCACGCGAUGUCGGCGACAGGGAUCUUCGACAUCGCCGAUAGCUUUCUCACGAAUUCACCGCGCGAACGCGCGCGCGACUCCGUCUCCGUACCAGCCAACGCCUGAACGUCGGCUUCGUUCAGGCACGCGUCGACGAACCGAAACGAUUCCGGCAGACAACUCGCGGCGUACGACGACGCUGACUCGUCCGCUUUCUUUUCGCUCAGCGUGUGCAUCAUCAGCGCCACGGUCUCGCGCACGGUGCCCGGUUCAAACGCCGCUAAAAAGUCUCGAGGUCCCGCGCGUUCGGCGAACGUCGCGCUCCUCGUCGCCCACGACGCGAACGGCG